AUGAGUCCUUCCUGCAAGUCUACAAAAGUCCCUCGUCAACUAUUCGCAUGGGCCACUAACCUACCAGAUUUGGGGUGCGGGAAGUGUCGAACUGGAUAUCAACAACAGUGCGGUGAACUAAGCCAGCAGCUGAGGACAGCUUCACUCCUGAGGAGGAGGCAGUUUGGCGUCGGAUCAGGGCGCAGACAUGUUGGACCCCCUGGCCUCACCCAAUCCUGUGUCUCUGCGUUCCAAUGGCUUGCAAGGAAGAUAAGUAGCCAACCAGAGAAGGACACGACUGAGGAGCAGUAUAUAAUGAGCGGCGUCACGAGCGUGGUGGACUAG
This is a messenger RNA of Mesocestoides corti, 324 nucleotides long. The record is from the annotation of a GenBank genome assembly. NCBI's taxonomy places the organism in Eukaryota, Metazoa, Platyhelminthes, Cestoda, Cyclophyllidea, Mesocestoididae.